CGCUUGGACAGCCCAGAAGGCUCUCUUCCGCUUGAAUGAUCGGUGUAGAGAGAGAGCCUCGGCAAGACACAGCUCCUGUGCCAGCGUUGCUCCAAGGAGUGGAGUCUAACUGAUGUAUUAUAAGUGAGGACCGGAAAGGAGCGCAUAAAAGGAUUCCAUACAUUUUCUGAUUGGAUGUGAGUCUACUUUGACCCCCACAAAACUGAAGAUGAUGUUGCUAUGGAAACUGCUGCUCCCGCUGCCAUUGAUGGGUUGCCUCGCAGUGGGGGGUGGCCAGCAGAGCCCGGUCUUCACCAAGCAGCCCGGCAGCAUCGUGUUCCCCGCGGACUCCCUUGAGAAGAGCCGUGAGGUGGUCUUCAGCUGCGAGGCCCAGGGCUCCCCACCUCCAUUUUACAGGUGGAGGCUGAACGGAUCCAUUAUCGACCCGACAUCGGGCUCCCACUACACCCUGUCUGGCGGGAACCUGCGCAUCAGCCGCCUGAACAAGGACAGAGACGCCGGUACCUACCAGUGCCUGGCCUCCAACACCUUCGGGACCAUCAUCAGCCGAGAAGCCAGCCUCACCUUUGCAUACCUGGAAAACUUCAAGACUCACAGGCGGAACUCGGUGUCGGUGCGUGAAGGACAGGGCGUGGUGCUGCUGUGCGGCCCUCCUCCCCACUCUGGAGGUCUGACUUUUUCCUGGAUCUUCAACAAGUACCCGUCGGUCGUCAAGCAGGACAGCCGUCGUUUCAUCUCCCAGGAGACGGGCAACCUGUACAUCGCCAAGGUGGAGCCCUCGGACGUGGGCAACUACACCUGCGUAGUGACCAACACGGUCACCAAGACGCGGGUAGAGGGCCCCUCCACUCCUCUGGUGCUGCGCUCUGACGGUGUGAUGGGCGAAUAUGAACCAAAGAUUGAAGUGCAGUUCCCCGAGCUGGUUCCCGUAGCCAAGGGCUCCACAGUGAAGCUGGAAUGCUUCGCCCUGGGAAACCCGGUCCCAUCCGUAACGUGGAGGAGGGUGGACGGCGUGCCGUUCUCUCGCAAGGUGGACAUGCGCAAAGUCAGCGGCGUCCUGGAAAUCCCCUACUUCCAGCAGGAGGACGCCGGACUCUACGAGUGCACCGCCGAGAACGCCAAGGGCAGGAACGCGGUGAAAGGCAAACUGUCUUUCUACGCUCCUCCGCAGCUGAUCGAGCUUCCGCAGGAUGUGCAGAAGGCCAUUGAUGAGUCCCUGGUGUGGGAGUGCAAGGCCACCGGCAAGCCCAAGCCCUCCUACAGAUGGAUGAAGAAUGGAGAGAACCUGAACCUGGAGUCAGUGGAGGGCAGAGUGCAGGUCAUCAACGGGGCCCUGACCAUCAGCCGCCUGACCAUGUCUGACAUGGCCAUGUACCAGUGUGUGGCCGAGAACAAGCACGGAGAGGUGUACAGCAACGCCGAGCUCAGAGUCGUCGCUGUUGCUCCGGACUUCUCGGCGAGCCCGCUGCGGAAGCACACGCUGGUGCGCGAGGGCGGCGACGUGCUAAUCGAGUGCCGGCCCAAGAUGUCCCCGCGAGGACUCAUCACCUGGAGGCGGGGCGGCGAGCCGGUCCGCCACAACAGCAGGGUCUCCAUAUUGGACAGUGGGAGCCUGCGGAUAUCCAACGCCAGCAAAUCAGACGCCGGGAUCUACACCUGCGUGGCUCGGAACCAGUUCGGGGAGAACAGCAGUGCUGGGAACCUCCUGGUUAAAGAGGCCACGGUGAUCACCACUCAGCCUGGGACGCUGGACGUGACGGUGGGGGAGAGCAUCGUGCUGGCCUGCCAGGUGACCCACGACCCCUCCCUGGAGCCGCGCUUCACCUGGUUCUUCAACGAACAGGUCAUCAACUUCGGCAGCCAUGGGGGCUACUUCGAGAAAGUCGGCGGCCAUUCUGCUGGGGAUAUCAUGAUCCGGAAUAUUCAGCUGCGGCAUGCUGGGAAGUACACGUGCGCCGUGCAGACCAAAGUGGACAGCAGCUCCAUAGCCACAGACCUAAUUGUUCGAGGUCCUCCGGGCCCGCCCACCAGCGUCACAGUGGAGGAGAUCAGCGCCAGCACGGCAUCCCUGUCCUGGAGGCCCGGGCCCGAUAAUCACAGUCCAAUUACCGCCUACACCAUCCAGGCCAGGACGCCCUUCUCGCUGGGCUGGCAGGCCGUCACCACAGUUCCGGAGGUGGUGAGGGGCCAGCACAUGAUCGCCACGGUGACCGACCUGAGCCCCUGGGUGGAGUACGAGUUCCGGGUGCUGGCCAGCAACACGGUGGGAACCGGGGAGCCCAGCAAGCCGUCCAAGCAGGCGCGCACCAAAGAAACACUGCCAAAGGUGACUCCAGCCAAUGUGAGUGGAGGAGGGGGCAGCCGCUCAGAGCUCGUCAUCACCUGGGAGCCGGUGCCGGAGGAGCUGCAGAACGGCGAGGGCUUUGGCUACGUGGUGGCGUUCAGGCCGUACAACGCCACGGGCUGGAUGCAGGCCGCCGUGCCCUUCGCGGAGGCGGCGCGCUACGUCUUCAAGAACGACAGCGUGCAGCCCUUCUCCCCCUUCCAGGUCAAGGUGGGCGUGUACAACAACAAGGGGGAGGGGCCCUUCGGACCCACCGUCACCGUCUACUCCGCGGAGGAGGAGCCGGUGCGGACCCCCAGCAGAGUGCGUGCCAAGAGCCUGUCAGCGUCGGAUGUGGAGGUGAUGUGGAGAGGCCUGCCCUUUUACACCAGCCGGAAAGCCGACCAGAGCAAGAGAAUCCUCGGAUACGAGCUGAGGUACUGGGAGAAGACGGAAAAGGAGGAGACGGCGAGCGUGCUGAGGACUGUGGGUAACCAGACGUCGGCCAUCAUCCAGGGCCUGAGGGGCAGCUGCACCUACUAUGUGACGGUGCGGGCCUACAACACGGCCGGUACCGGACCCCCCAGCGGUGUCGCCAACGUCACCACCAAGAAGCCGCCCCCCAGCCAGCCUCCGCUGAAAGUGAUGUGGAACACGUCGAACUCCAAGAUCGUCCUAAACUGGGAGCAAGUGAAAGCCCUGGAGAACGAGUCCGAGGUCAUGGGCUACAAAGUGCUCUACAAGCGGCGGCACAGUCGGCCCAGCGUGAUGGAGACCAACACCACCUCGGUGGAGCUCUCCCUGCCCACAGACGAGGAGUACAUCAUCCAGAUCAAGCCCUUCGGAGAGGGCGGCGAAGGCAGCAGCAGCAGACAAAUCACCAUCCCCAGAAUAGCAGGUUCCACUGCAGUGGGUUCAGCCUCCACCGUCUCCACCCUGUCAGCCCUCAGCACAAUAGCGUUGUCCUUCACAGCACGGACGUCCUUAUGACCCACCGGAUCACCGCCGACUAUUUCCGCGUAGAGCGUAGAGAAUAUGAGGACAAGAGACACAGGUGACCCUGAAGCUGCCACUGCAGAGCAGCAGGAGUCGAGGCGACGACAACGACGACGACCGUGAUGAUGCAAACGACCAAGUUAAAUCUACAUCCAUCCAUUUAGACGCUAGAAAGCAAGGCUUGAGAGAGGAGAGGGGCUCGGGAGGGGGAAAGAGGAACUAAACUGAGUGAAUUGAGAUUACGUACAGUAGGGCAGAAAAGGUUACAGUAGGCUCCUGCCACAUAGGAGGCUACAAGAGACUGGGUGCAAAAACAAAACAAGGCUCGAGUCUGUUGUUACCAAAGCAGCUUACAAAAAAAAAAUAGAGGCUGGGGGGUAGAAUGAAAAUGUCUUAUAAUAUGCUUAAUUUUGUACGACAUACCUUGUUUUUUUAUAUACAUUUACGUUGACUCAACUUGAAAAACUGAUCUGCAACCCAGUUGUUGCUGGAGGGGCUUAAAGUGUGGACAGGAGCUGUUGUAGAUGCAUGUCACUGACAUUUGACUGUGUAAAACAAAAAACGGGAUUAUUUUAAUGGGAGGAAACCCCCCUCUCCCCCCUUGGAACCCUUUAGACAUGUGAUGUGAUACUGUUUAUUUCCAGAUGAAAAACCUUGGUCUGUUUACUGUCUGGACCCAUACAGUCAUACAUACAUCACAUGACUACUCCCCCCCCCGCCCAUCAGUUCGCGUCAGCAUUGCACUAAAGCUAUCCUCCCUGCGAUGGCAGAGUUUUAAAAGAAAAAAAGGGUAAAAAAAUAUAGUUUUAGAAAGAAAAAUGAAAAAAGAUGAGCUAGAACAUGCUUUAUAUUAUGAACGAGGGUGAAUGUCAAUCCAUCUCUCCUCCUCUGUAAGUGAAACGUUCCCAUGCCGGCUCCCCCUGGCAACUCUGUCGUUAAGCCUAUUGAAGACUGCUAAAACAUAUGGCUGUCACAUCAUCAUCAUCAUCAUCAUCAUCAUCACCCAUGCAUUUAUGUACCGUACAUUAUAAAGCUCUUCUUUGCCUUGUGUGUGCCUCAUCACGUGUUUUAAAGAUCCUCAGGUCCUGAAGAAAAAGCCUUAACUUAUACCACUUAUAUAUUUAUUUUACAAGAGUACAACUGUAUCUCAUCGCUAGCCUAGCGCAGUCAGACUUUUUAUGCAGCAGUUGUUUGUGACUGAGUGAAAUUACAAUGAGUAGACAUAUUACAUGUACCUAUUGCAUUGCUUUGCGGUACGUUAGGACUUCAACAAGGUCCAUCUUGUGAUGUUGCCACUCAUCCUGGUUCAAGGGCGAUACAGCAUGUGAGGCCUGGU
This is a messenger RNA of Engraulis encrasicolus (European anchovy), 4655 nucleotides long. RefSeq names its product contactin 4 (gene cntn4). Gene Ontology annotation, biological process: cell-cell adhesion; brain development; axon guidance. The transcript has 23 exons. NCBI's taxonomy places the organism in Eukaryota, Metazoa, Chordata, Actinopteri, Clupeiformes, Engraulidae. Gene Ontology annotation, cellular component: axon; plasma membrane. Gene Ontology annotation, molecular function: cell-cell adhesion mediator activity. The record is from RefSeq and is a predicted model, not a curated record. Bases 209 to 3313 code for a protein of 1034 amino acids.